Fusarium pseudograminearum CS3096 is the source of this 201-nucleotide messenger RNA. RefSeq lists its product as uncharacterized. The record is from RefSeq and is a predicted model, not a curated record. The transcript has a single exon. Lineage: Eukaryota; Fungi; Ascomycota; Sordariomycetes; Hypocreales; Nectriaceae. Bases 1 to 201 code for a protein of 66 amino acids.
AUGUGUGUCAAAGUUACCCACGAGAAAAAGUGCGAGACAUGCGGAAACAUUGUCUCCUCAAUCGUCACUGAGCGUCCUUGCUACAAGGCACGGGAGAAGGACGGAUAUUUCGGGUGCUGUGGUAUCAUUGAUCGAAUUGACGUCAGUGAUCCAGUAGAGUGCGAUGAGUGCGAGAAAAAGCGAAAAGCGAAAGAAGCUUGA